Paraglomus occultum is the source of this 633-nucleotide messenger RNA. NCBI's taxonomy places the organism in Eukaryota, Fungi, Glomeromycota, Glomeromycetes, Paraglomerales, Paraglomeraceae. The record is from the annotation of a GenBank genome assembly.
AGUCAUAUCAAAAUCUCUCUGGCUCAUUCCACCGGUACCUGGUACCUCCUACGAGCUGAAGCUAAAGAAAAGCUGGAGAAAUUGCAUGGGGCCGAAUUCUACUUUAUGGACAAGAAUCAAAAAGAUUGUAUUGUCGACGAUGAAUUCAAGUUCAAUGCCCUGGUAGCGAUGACCGCACCAAAUGACGAUGGCGAACGCUUAAUUCAGCUUAAAGCCCAACUUAAAGGAAAGAGACCGUUCGGUGAUUGGACUUCUAAAGAUCUAUUAACUGAGAUCUUGAAUAUGCCGCUUGGUUCUAUUGAAGGAUUACCCUGCUUUGAUAUUGAAAGCAUUCCCGAUGGAGAACCUUUGUCCGAUGAAGACACAAACCUCUUUUUAGGCACACUCGAGAAGAUUGCGGUUUCUCUUCACAAUCAUGUCAGCACUAAUGAGGCCACAGCAUGUUGUUACAUCCACCCCUUUAUGCAUACAGCUGUGGCUCACGUCCAGUCCUCACAUCUGACGAUGCGGUUGAGUUUGGAAGAAGAUUUCGAUGGAAGCCGUGGAUACGGGCGUUUGGAUUACGUGGUCCACUGCCAUGAUAUCGCUGUCCUGGUAACGGAAGCAAAAAUGGAAUCGAUGGGCAAGGGGGUA